Heterobasidion irregulare TC 32-1 is the source of this 621-nucleotide messenger RNA. RefSeq lists its product as uncharacterized. Lineage: Eukaryota; Fungi; Basidiomycota; Agaricomycetes; Russulales; Bondarzewiaceae. The record is from RefSeq and is a predicted model, not a curated record. The transcript has a single exon. Bases 1 to 621 code for a protein of 206 amino acids.
AUGCCCGCUGCAUCCCCAAUACAAGAAACCUCUCCACAAGCAAGCUUCCAAACCCCUUCAUCGGUCGAAAGCCCCCAAGAAGAGCAUACUCAAGAACCAGAUACAAGUGGAGAGCCUCCUAACGAUAAGCAGCCCCUGACUAGUGAGAUGUUGACAAAUACUGGAAAUCCUGGAUCCAAGGGACCGGCUAUGGCCAAACCCACCCCCUUCGAUAGAAACCAGAAACGAACAGAGCAGUUCCUUCAUGAAAUCGACAUAAUGAUACUCGCCAGGAAACACGACUUCCCGGACGAAUUUACGAAAAUCGCAUAUGCGCUAUCCUACAUGAAAAGAGGAUCAGCAGGGAUAUGGUCAAGAAAUUUCACCAAGGCAAGGAACUUAAAUGACAACUGGGACCUCUAUACAUGGAAACCCACCCAAGACAUGACUUCGGUUCACCAGAAAAUAUCAGCAGACUUCGAGGAAUCUGAUAAAACAGCGGAUGCCAGAGACAAACUGGCUAGGAUCAACCAAGGAAAAGAAUCCUUUAACGCAUACCUUCAACUGUUCGAACAAAUUGCCGAACUAGCAGGAGUUGAUCUGGAAACCAAGAAAACACACUUCUUAAGAGGCCUUAAAUAG